AGCGACAGAUAACAGGUUCCACCAUAGCUUGCAAUUUGUGAUCCAUUGGUUAAGGGGAAUAAACUCUGGAACAUUUUAACAAUGGUUAUAUUUGGGAAAUGUGAAAGUUGAUUUUGGAAACUUCCAAUAAACAAACUACUGCUUUGUUGUUUUACUCUCUUGGGUUGAUCGAAGAUAAAUUGAAUGAACUCUGCAACUUGAACCAUUUAAGCUGUAAAAUGGAGCUUCAAACCAUUCUCAGUGAAAACAUUUUAGAUCUACCUUUUGAACUGAUCAUUAAAGUUGUAAGGAAAUUGCAUCUGAGUGAUUUAAUCAACAUGUCUUUUGUCUGUCGGAAGCUAAAUAGGUUGAUAAAAGAGGAAAACUUGUUGUGGAAGAAUUUGGUAACUGGGUUCGUUUCUAAACAAGUGCUGCAAUCACUGACGCUACACGAUGAUCUGAGGCACUUACGCCAACCAACAUACUUCUGGAAGAGAGUGUUACAGCUGAAUUGCUUGAUAAAGCUACCCGCGAAAGUGUGCAAAGUUUGCUCCCCGAUAGAUGAACUUGGCCAAUUAUUUUUGAUUAACCUCAUACCUCUGGCUAAUGUCGACAUCGGCUGUGUAUGUGGAAUACCUUUUUCAAUUGAGCUUCAGCAGACGGGAGAUGAGAGAACCAUCUUUUUCCACACACUGAACUUUAUUUGCGGGUUCAAACUAUUCGGAUUGGCUAACUUAGUCAGGUUCAACCACUGCUUUAUGUCGGAGCUUCCAAUUAUUGACAAUAGAACAGAUUUGAUUACGAUUGUGCUUCCUUAUUUCCAGUACAAAACACAGAUACUUCACAUCUCCUGGCAAGACUUCAAUUCGGUUGAACCAUUGCAGUCGAAUGCCUUGAACAUAAAUGUAGGCUGUGCGAUAGUAACCAACAAGCCAGAAGUGGCCACGAUGAACAACCGACUGGCAGUCAAACUAACCGGCUUUCAUUCCGGCACAACCAUACUCACUUUCCGUCUGCAUAACCAUCAACUGGAAAUAACCUCCAAAGUGCAGCUAAAACAUACUGCACACUCAUUGCAGUUUCUCAGAGGGGGCACCAUUCUGGCGUUCGUAGAUGCAUACUUGAAUCUUCAAGUGUUUCCAGUGGAUGCCAAGAAAAACGGAAACGAGGAGUGCAAAAAAGUGGCCGCUAUCAGUCAUCCUAUCUCGGUCUUCUUUCCAAUCGACACUUCUUUUCCCCAUGUUCAAUACCUCGUCUUUUUCAACAGCAUAUCGAAAAAAUGCUCACUCCUGGAAGUCGAUUGGGACACUUUUCCAGAUGAUUCUCAAACAGAUGAAUGGUCUGAGCCAAAUGAAACGUCGAAAUGUGAAGCAUCAGUUUCUUUUCAGAUACUCCCGGCAUCAAGAACCACAGCUUUAUUUUUCUACAAGUUUGAUUGCGAGGAGACGGAUUUCGAAGUGGAGUUAAUAGGACAACCAAAAUGGAGAUGGGCAGAUUUGAUCCGUUCAUUUCGCAAUUUUUUAAUAGAGAGCAAGUCUGAAUUUUCUUCACUAUACCGCUCCUUUCUUGCACCUGGAACGGAAACUAGUAAAACUCGCUUUCACCUAUCACUGAAUCCUUCUUUUGGAGGAAAUAUUUACAUUAGUAAUUACAACGAAUCUGGUAACCAGAAGCAAUUAGUUUCUUUAAGGUGUGAAUUUGGCUUUGAAGCAAUAAAAAAUUAA
Molecule: messenger RNA, 1703 nt
Organism: Symsagittifera roscoffensis
Lineage: Eukaryota; Metazoa; Xenacoelomorpha; Acoela; Convolutidae
Exons: 4
Coding region: 219-1703 (494 amino acids)
Molecular function (GO): protein binding
Source: RefSeq, a predicted model, not a curated record